AUGAACCUUGUGAUGGGGAAGUGGAAUCCGAGAAGAAAGGACAACACCACCCAGAGCCUCACAUCUCUGUAUCGUUUCCUUUUACAGCAGAUCACCAGCCCCCCUCAGCGAAUUCAAGAAUAUUCGCUGAGGCUGAAUGGAAGAAGCGGCGGGGACACCAAACUCAAAAACCUCCCCGAUGAGAUUGAAACCACCUUAAUCGAUUUUGCUGACGAUAUGAUGGGAUACGGGUACGACGAACUACUACCAGGCGCGGUUGUGGAUUUUGAAAACUCGGAAUUUUACGCUAGUCUUGGCGCCACAGCUCUUCAAGGCUCUGCAAUUCGCACUGUGCGUAGUCAAUUCUUACAGGUUAUAACGCAGCCUUAG
Molecule: messenger RNA, 369 nt
Organism: Cylicocyclus nassatus
Lineage: Eukaryota; Metazoa; Nematoda; Chromadorea; Rhabditida; Strongylidae
Source: the annotation of a GenBank genome assembly